Dermacentor albipictus is the source of this 1361-nucleotide messenger RNA. RefSeq lists its product as uncharacterized. Lineage: Eukaryota; Metazoa; Arthropoda; Arachnida; Ixodida; Ixodidae. The record is from RefSeq and is a predicted model, not a curated record.
GUAUAUACAAUUGCGUUUGAAGCUUCUCUCUCGCGAUAUCAACGGGCGUCUCGGCAAGCAGGGGAGGAAUUUCACUCAGACGUAUAUAUUCUCAAGCUGAAGCCGGCUUGCUCACACUGUAGGCGUGAAUCGAGGUGCAGACCAUCUGCCAGGAGCAUUGCGUGCGUACUGUACUCUGCUAGACCAGCUGACGUUCGCAUCGUUUACGCACUCACGACACACCUAACGGUACAGGCAUGAAGACGACAGUAGCCUGCGCCGCUCUGCUCGUUGUUUUGGGCAUGUUUGCAGAGAUGAGCGGGGCCGCGUUGACAACGGACCCAGAGUGCCACAGACUGCGAACAAAAGUGGAAAAAGUGCGCCCGUACUGCGUCUUCCUGUGCCACAUGCCAGAAGGGUACAUCAAGAUGGGCAUGGAGGAGGACGGCACCCCUUGCAGGUUCUUCGUGCAUGAAGGCGUGUGCAAGAACGGUCUGUGCCUCCUGGACAAACCCAGAAAAGAUCGCCCGGCGAAAGACGACGGCGGAGACGCGAAGGAGGGCGGCGCCGUGACUCCCAAGGUCGACGAGAACACCGAUUGAUUCAACGCGCGCGAAUGCUAUAACGUCACAAGCGCUUUCGCCAGAGCGGACACUUUCUAGUUUUUUGUUUAUGUAAUUAGGACCAACGAUGCGUUAGACCCGAGCGGCGCUGAUCGAGGUCGUGCAUAUUUAUGGCGCCGCUCGCGCCUUGUGAUAACUCUGUAAAUAAUAUCCACCAUGCGGUGGUUGUUAUAGUUGGUGCUGCUACUUACGGCGUUCAUUGGUCAGUUCGUAAAUAUAGAACUGAUAACGAAAUAGUGGAAAAUAAAAGUAUGUUAUUUUGUUGUGUGCAAAAAAUAAGGAAUAAUAAUAUUUUUCCGUGGAGGAAAACUAAACAUGACCCUGAGAUGCGUCUUACAAAACCAGUAAUAAAGAUUUGCGGUUUGUCGCUGCUUCUUGUGAUGCUGCCAGAGCAUUAAGGUCACCGAUCUACGGAGUGAGAAAACAGGCUCAAGCGACUCCUAAUGAAGGACAGGUGUUUCGUUGUUUUUGUAGCUUAAUUGGCGUUUGCUCACAGACUGAUGUCGGAGAACACGACUCUUAUUCUUGUAUUUUGGCCUGUCCCUAUCCUUUCACAUUUCUCUGUCUCUCUAAAAAACAUGAUAAAAGAAAGUCAGCAGUACUGUGACUGGAGUCGCUAUCGCAAAUUAUAUAUUUUCGAUAUAUUCCUUGCGAACUUUUUGGAGCUCGAGAUUAUUUUGCGAUCCACAACUUUCUAAAUUUUAGGUCAUGCAUACUGCUUUCCUUCAGAAGAAAAUAAACCGUGCUACGCUGCAAGGA